CAACAUGCCCGUUACUUAUCCCGUAUUAUGGAAUAUAGCGAGGAAAUUUUUAAUUUCCUUUCCAGCGUCAUACCUAGUGGAAAGGGGGUUCAGCGCUGUUACCAAUCUCCUAACGAAAAAAACAGAGGAAAUUUAAGAUUAACCCUUACAAAAUUGACGCCAAAUGUUAAUAAUUUAUUAUUAAAGCAUCAGGUUCAUCCUUCUCACUAAAAAUAUUGAC
Molecule: messenger RNA, 220 nt
Organism: Acanthoscelides obtectus
Lineage: Eukaryota; Metazoa; Arthropoda; Insecta; Coleoptera; Chrysomelidae
Source: the annotation of a GenBank genome assembly